Messenger RNA from Aspergillus tubingensis, 6408 nucleotides. It is a transcript of the gene atg2, whose product is annotated as putative autophagy regulatory protein Atg2. Gene Ontology annotation, molecular function: phosphatidylinositol-3-phosphate binding. The transcript is spliced from 3 exons. Bases 1 to 6408 code for a protein of 2135 amino acids. Gene Ontology annotation, cellular component: phagophore assembly site; extrinsic component of membrane. The record is from RefSeq and is a predicted model, not a curated record. Gene Ontology annotation, biological process: autophagosome assembly; piecemeal microautophagy of the nucleus; reticulophagy. Lineage: Eukaryota; Fungi; Ascomycota; Eurotiomycetes; Eurotiales; Aspergillaceae.
AUGGCCUACUUCUUGCCGUCGUUCUUCCAAAAGCGAUUGCUCCGAUAUGCGUUAUCUCGUCUCGGCCUUGUCGAUACAGAGGCCCUUGACCUGGACAGCCUGGGUAUUCGCUGGGGACAACGAAGUACCGUGGAACUACGAGAUAUUGGGUUGAGGCUGGAUAAAUUAGCUACGCUUCUUCACCUUCCUCCUUCAAGUGAGCUCGUCAGCGCCCGGGUUCGUUUCCUGAAGAUCACCGUCCCCGCGGAUAUCUACAGCAGCGGCAUCGUCUGCCAGGCCAGCGGCAUCGACGUCCAUCUGAGACUACUUUCCGACGACUCUCGCCAUGCUGGACAAGGCGACAGACCAACGGGGUCUGGCUCUGGCCAUGACCCUGCCCCCGAUCCGAUCAUCCCUAAUCCGACCGACCUCGCUCAAUCGUUCCUCCAGGCUGAACCAAAGGAGGAAAAGGAAGAACUGAAGGCUGCCAUAUCAUCUCAAUCUCAGGUCCUUCACCGUACAUCCACAUCAGGCAGCGAUGAUGAAGAGGAGCUUGGCUACGGCAAUGAGGGCGUCUCGUUGCCGAGUUUCGUUGCUGCGUUCCUCAAAGGUGUCGCAGACCGUCUGCAGGUCCAGGUGGAUGACAUAUCCAUCCGAGUCGACAUGGAGACGAAACAGGAUGCACCAUUAAAGAGGCAACCGGAAGAUAAGCCUGACUUGGUCACGGGGUUACUGACUGUUGGACAAGUCAAGGUGGAUGCUGUGUCUUCGCCAUCGAGUGAGGAUGAGACUUCCUCACGGAAUCAGCGACGGCUGAUCUCGUUGUCUGACAUCAACGUCGCCUUGGUGUCGGAACCUGUCGUUUUUUCUAAUUACUCAAGGUUCACUGUCCCGAUAUCUCCAGAGAUCACGUCUCCAGAGAGUCCUUUGCAGCCAAAGCCGAGCCCUCCCCCGAGCCAUGUUUCGUCCCCGCCAUCUGAGCCCGCGUCUGAAGAGGACACCGCACUGGACUUGACAAGGUCGAUACUCUUCGAGCCAUCUCGUGGACUAUCAGAAUCAAAGAUAAUAGAACAAUAUGCGCCCGAACAUGCGCCCGAGAUGGAAGGAUCUGUGUGCACCUACGACGGCAGAUUUUCUGACGCCGACACGGAGGAGGAAACCAGGAGUUAUGGUUACAUGGGAGAGUCGCAGAACCUACCGGUUGACGAUGAGAUACUGGACAAUCCUGCGUAUCUUGAUUCUGUGAUAGAUUCGCAUCUUCAUGAUGAUGAGCUUGAUGGCACUGAUCAUUUUUCACCGGAAGUCGGUCACCAUAUUUUGGGCAAUGAAGAUACCCCGCGCCUUCGGACACCAGAGUUGCACGCCGCCGGAUCAGCAUCACACUACAGUGAUACACAGAAUGCUAUGAUCCUUGCGCCCAGGUCACAGGUACCAGCUGUCACUAGCUUCGCACAGGAUCACCUACAACAUCCUGAAGCGGUUGAUGUUCCUACUCGACCAGCCUUGCCCGCGAUGGGGCUAGAGGUUACGCAAGAUCCCCAGCCGUAUGCUGAUAACCAACCAUCGCCUGUUACCUCUGUACCUCCUUCCGAAGCGAGUAGUUCAAGCUCAACAUCCGGAUCUUUCAACCAGGACGAGCUUUCCGAGUCCAGGCUCUUUUCUAACGAGGAGGCACAGAGUAUGUACAUGAGUGCCAUAAGUCAUGAUUCUAUGUCAAGAAGCUUCAUGCCAAAUAUUCCCGGUGCCUGGGAUUCCCCGGAAUCCACGGUAGUCAGGGACUCACAUGCUCAUGUGCACCAUGGAAACGGGCCCGAUGUACAUCAUAUGGACCAGGAUCAUGAUGAUGAGACUGCUGCCACCCCUAAACUAACUCCGCAGGCAGGAUUGCAUAUCUCGCAGGAGUGCCUUAUAGAUGAUUCUCCCGAGGCACAACAUGAGCUCACUGACAAAGAACGUUCUCAGGAUUCAUCAGGCCUGAACAAAUUCUCUGACGUCGCAAGACGGUUCUUUAGCAUCGACAAGGUCGUCAUUUCCAUACCUUCCGUGGAUGAAGAUGGCGACAGCGCAGAUGACACCCCAUCUGCGUCCUACACUGAAGAAGAAACUAGCGGCCUGGAGGAGACGACGGCAUGCUUGCGUGAAUCAGCAACUGAAGACUACUUUGUGCCGCCUGGCAGGAAGGCUUCUACACGAACUCGCAGUGAUACGAUCAGACCGGCCUCAUACGGGCACGAGGCCGCCGAAAAAGCUUCUCGGCCUUCGCAGCAUGAUGGGCAGACACAGUCUAAGCGGAGCCCGAACGACUUGGAGGUUGAGAUAUUCUCUGCGGAACUCCAAUUCGACAUCGCCAUCGGCUGGCUCGUGCUCAAGGUUGGACACAAGAUUCUUAAUGCUUUCAGCAAUGACAGCGAGGUCAGCCAGGACAUGAGUCAGCCGCAAGAGCAGAAGCGACAGGCUAUCAAGUUGGCUCUUCGCAACCUUGCCAUCAAAUUUGUCGAGCAUGUUCCCGGAUAUUCAUACCCUGCCGAAACAGACAGCUCGCCAUUCUUCGGUCUGCUGCAUAACGAUAUUUUGUUGCAGACAUGUCUGUCGGGCCUUGAAGCUCAGCUUUCAAUUGACAAAGACAUUACGAAGCUCCAUCUGAAUAUCAAAGGGUUUAGUCUCGGGUUCGCCUCUGAACACUUAAUAUCGUUCAGCGAGAAUUUCAAGAUGCGCGAUUCCGUUAGAGACGUCCUGUCAGCCGAGCAAGGGGAUAUCGAUCUGUCUAUCACAAAAUCACCUGAUUCCACCACUGUAAACCUCAUGACACUUCCUUUACAGCUAAACUUGAAUAUCCAGCGACUGGAAGAGGCCAUAGGCUGGUUUGGGGGGCUGAGCACGAUAUUGGAACUUGGCAACUCGAUCUCAUCGGCGUCAUCUCCGAAGGGGCCGAAGAAGGAGGCCCCGAAGCGUCCUCGUGGUGUGCACUUCGAAGAAUUUCCUCCACCGGCAGCGAGUGAACGAACAGGCUCGGCGCCCUUGAAGGUAAAUGUCAGGAUCGGAGGGCUUGCAGCAGAUGUGGUCGGAGAGACCCACUAUGUCAGGCUGAGGACAACCGCUGCCAAGAUCGUUAGCAGGCCUAGUGGCGUAGCAGUGCAGAUAGACAAGGCCAAAGUUACCGGCCCCUUGCCUCUGGACGAUUCUCGGGACGCUCCAGCCAAGAUAAGUCUGACCGAUAUCAGGGUUGAGUACCGAUUUUCUCCGAAGGAAGAAGACUUGGACCGGCUACUAGGCUUAAUCACUCCGUCCAAGGACAAGUACGACGAAGAUGAUGAUAUCAUGUUAGAUACGCUCUUCCGCCAGCGGAGGCAGGGUUCUGUACUCUGCGUCACGGUCUCUGGAGCACGGGUUGCUGUUUCUCGCACUACUGAUCUCGACUCCAUCUCCCAGCUGGCAGAUGAAUUGAGCCGACUGUCGAAUGUCACAAAGUACCUACCGGAGGAUGACAGGCCUGGUGUGCUGACCCUUGCACUGAUGCGUGAACUUGAGGUUCAGGUGCAUAUAGGUGGGAAGGUGGGGGAAAUGAGCGCCGUUCUUCGAAAUACCGAGCUAGCCUUUAUAAGUCUGCCUUCACUCAUUGCUGCGCAGCUGGGCUCUAUAUCGGUUGCUAGGAAUAGGGACGAAGAGCUUGUGGGAGAAGCAUCGGCAAUCGGUCACAAAUCCAGCCCAAGCCAGAGUCCACUUCCAGUCCUGAUGGCGCGCUAUAUUGCUGACGAGAUGGACCCCACGGUCAAAGUGAAGUUACACAACUUCCGCGCAGAAUAUACACUCCCAUCUAUCAUCGCCUUCCUCGGCCUCAGUGAGGAUAUGACUACUGGGGAUGUGGCUGCCAACAUGGCAAGCUCCUUGGCCAACCUCGCAGAGUUGCAGCCUCCACAUCAGAACGUCCAACCGGAGAAAGAGGGCCGUUCUGACACCCCUUCAAAGCCUAUCAAGUUGACAAUAGACCUUCGAGACUGCGUGCUCGGUCUCAACCCACGCGGCACCGGUGCGAAAGGCCUCGUAGUUCUUACAAACGCCAAGUUUUCUGGUGCAAUACAUGAUCCCGUGUCUUCUGAUGCCACACUAGAGCUCCGGAAAGCGUCUCUCAUGAUCAUAGAUGAUGUGGCGAACGUGGGAUAUGCAGACAAUGUCCAGAGGAGAAGCUCAGCUCCUCCGCACAGCAAUCAGGUGCAGUCUUUUAUUGACCAUGGUUUUGUGACGGUUUGCACAAUUUCUUCAGCCACAGCUACGGUCAAGAUAGUGAAGCUGAGUGAUGAUGGGGCAAAGUCACUCGAUGUGGAGCUGAGAGAUGAUCUGCUGAUCCUGGAGACCUGUGCCGACUCAACACAGACUCUCAUAAGCAUCGUCAAUGGGCUCCAGCCUCCUACUCCCCCAAGCGUAGCUGCGAAGUACCGUACAGAAGUACUGCCCAUCCAGGAUAUGCUAUCUUCUUUUACUGGAGAUGCUUUCUUUACAGACAUGCCGGAGCAACCCGAAACGACGGAGCCUGCUGAUCAGGAUCAGGGAGAAGGACAUUUGGAAGAUGAGCGUGACUAUGUCAGUGACUUCAAACAUGUCACCUCGGUCCCCGAACAUGGAUCUUUGACAGAGGGUAUGAUGGCGGGUUCGAACGAACUACUAGAUAGCUUCCACUCGCAGUACUAUGUGUCAUCGAGUAUCUCCGAGCUGGACUUCCGAGAGGAUCACUUUGCCCAAAAAUCUGCUGUUGGUGGUACAGCGCAUCGCUGGGAUUCUACCCAAAACACUUACGGACUCUCAGACGACUCCAAGCUUCAGAAGAGCCCGCUGAGGAUCAGAGUCCGCGACGCACAUGUGAUCUGGAACUUGUUCGAUGGAUACGACUGGCAGCGGACUAGGGAUACCAUAUCAAAGGCUGUGAAGGACGUGGAGCGGAAAGCCAUUGAACGGCGUGCGCGUGCUGGCAGCCGAGCGUCUCCCAGCUUUGACGAGGAAGAAGAGUCUGUGAUCGGCGACUGCUUGUUCAACUCGAUCUAUAUCGGUGUCCCUGCCAAUAAGGAUCCCCGCGACAUCCGUAAUGACAUCAAUCGCAACAUCGACGACCUCGCUAGUGAAACGGGAAGCUACGCGACUACGACGACUGUCACUGGGGCCACGGUCCGGCAAAGCCAGUCGCCCUCGGUCCGAGGAAAGAAGCUGCGCUUGUCUCGAAGCAAGUACCAUAAGAUGACAUUCGAACUCAAGGGCAUAUGUGCGGACCUGGUCGUAUUCCCACCCGAUUCCGGGGAAACACAGAGCUCAUUAGAUGUUCGCAUUAAAGACCUGGAGGUGUUUGAUCAUGUGCCUACUUCUACGUGGAAGAAAUUCGCAACAUAUAUGCACGAAGCGGGCGAGAAAGAGAGUGGGACAAGCAUGAUUCACCUGGAGAUUUUGACUGUGAGACCGGUACCUCAGCUUGCAGCAACCGAAAUCGUGCUUAAGGCGACCAUACUCCCUCUGCGGUUACAUGUCGAUCAAGACGCUUUGGAUUUUAUAUGCCGCUUCUUCGAAUUCCGUGAUGAUUCAGCGCCGACUCCAACCGCUCCGAGCGAUGUUCCCUUUUUACAAAGAGUCGAGGUGAAUGCCGUUCCUGUCAGACUUGAUUUCAAGCCUAAGCGAGUCGACUACGCGGGACUCAGGUCUGGCCGGACGACCGAGUUCAUGAAUUUCUUCAUACUGGAUGCAGCUGACAUGACCAUGCGACACGUCAUCAUCUACGGGGUGUCGGGCUUUGACAAGCUUGGGCAAACGCUCAACGACAUCUGGAUGCCAGAUAUCAAGAGGAACCAGCUGCCAGGCGUGCUGGCUGGACUUGCUCCGAUCCGGUCUCUCGUUAACGUGGGCGGAGGGGUGAAGGAUCUCGUGGCGGUACCUGUGCGCGAGUACCGCAAAGACGGUCGCCUUGUACGAAGCAUCCAAAAAGGCGCAUUAUCCUUCGCGAAGACCACUUCGAACGAGCUCGUCAAGCUGGGUGCCAAGCUUGCUAUCGGAACACAGACGGUCCUCCAAGGCGCCGAAGAUAUUCUCACUACCCCUAAUGCGUCGGGAGCUGGCGUAGAAGACGAGUACGCGGACGAUGAAGAAGCGAAGAAGAUCUCUCUGUACGCCGAUCAACCCGUAGGGGUGGUCCAAGGUCUUCGCGGCGCAUUCCGGGGGCUGGAGCGCGAUCUGCUUCUGACACGGGAUGCCAUAGUCGCGGUGCCUGGCGAAGUUAUGGAAAGUGGAAGCGCCAAGGCCGCCGCCAAAGCUGUCUGGAAGCGUGCUCCGACUGUGGUUCUUCGGCCUGCCAUUGGUGUAUCCAAGGCCGUGGGGCAGACGCUGCUGGGGGCUGGGAACACACUGGAUCCUAGUAACCGGCGAAAGAUGGAAGAUAAAUAUAAACGCCAUUAA